AUGUGGUUGACAAUUAUUCUUUUUACAUUACUUCUAUACGUUAUUUAUCGUAUCAUCAACUUUUGGAUCAUUCGUCCAUAUACAAUUCAACGAGAUUUGGCGAAUCAAGGCGUUCCUGGACAAUAUACGCCAAUAGUUGGUGAUGUAUUACGUCAUCGUCGAGAUUAUUAUGCCGAUAAAGCAUUAAUUUAUCUUGAAGAGGCAAAUGCUAAGUUCGGUGAUUAUUAUCAUACAUCAUUCGGUCCAUUUCCUUGUUUAAUUACAAGUGAUCCAGGAGUAAUUGAAAGUGUUUUAAAAACAAAUACUCGAUUCUAUCAUAAAAAUGUACUUGUAAGAGAACUUUUUGGAGCAUUACUCAACUAUGAAAAUCUUUUAUUGGCCGAAGAUGACAAUCAUACACGACAUCGACAAUUAACUAAUCCAAUUUUUCAACAUCAAAAUCUCAAUUCAAUGAUACCAGUCAUGGUUGAUAGAAUAUCGAAUUUUUUGGCACAAUGGCAAAAUGACAUAAAUGAUAAAACGUCUCCAUUGACAUUGGAUAUAUCGAAAGAGAUGUCAUAUCUGACAUUGGAUAUUAUAUUCGGUUGUGUAUUUGGUGUCGAAACAAUGAAAGAUAGAUCUAUUAAUGAUACAAUCUAUCAUAAUCUUCAAAUAGCAUUCGAUGAAGUAGAAAAACGAAUCUACAAUGUAAUUCUUAUUAUCCCAAUACUUAAUCGAUUACCAAUAUUAUGGAAAAAACGUAUUGAUAAAUGCAAACAAGAUAUGAGAAAUGCUGUUUUACAAAUGAUAAAUCUGAGAAAACAGGGUUUAACAAAAGCAACUUGUAAAGGACCCGAUUUACUAGAUCAACUUUUGGUAACAGAUGGCGAUAAUAAAAAAGAAAAAUUCAGCGAUGAAGACAUCUUAAACGAAGCACUUACGUUUGUAAUUGCUGGACAUGAUACACCGCGAACUCUAAUUAUAUGGGCACUCUACUAUCUUGUCACAAAUCCCGAUGUAUAUCAAGAAUUGCAAAAUGAAGUCGACUCAGUUUUGAGUAAAAAUCAAGAAUUGACAGUGACGACAGUAUCACUAUUAACAUAUACGGAAGCCGUAUUGAAAGAAACUUUACGAUAUCAUCAUCCUGCACCUUUAUUACUUAGAACAGCAAUGGCUGACAAUACUAUUGUGGCUAGUGAUGGUAAACAGAUUCGUAUCCGAAAAGGAACGGAUAUUUUUAUCGUUUUGAAUAUUCUGAAUAGGUCAGAAAAAUAUUGGCAUGAAUCAAAUAAAUUCGAUCCGUCAAGAUUUCUUGAAAAUCAUGUGAACGUACUGUUUCCAUUUGGAUAUGGACCACAUACAUGUAUUGGACAGAAUUUUGCUAUGUUAGAAUCUAAGAUUAUAUUGGCAAUGAUGUUACAUCAUUUUCGUUUUGAAUUGAUACCCGGUCAAAAAAUUGUUCAAGGCACAGCAGUCACUGUCAGACCUAAAUAUGGCUUAUCAAUGCGAGUCUGGUCACGAUCUGGAUUUUAA
Rotaria sordida is the source of this 1512-nucleotide messenger RNA. The record is from the annotation of a GenBank genome assembly. NCBI's taxonomy places the organism in Eukaryota, Metazoa, Rotifera, Eurotatoria, Philodinida, Philodinidae.